AUGGUCUGCAAAAUACUACCAAAAAUACAGAGCCCAACGCGGCGGCCGCCUAGCACUGAUGUUCAGCAGGAUGCAAUGCCGGAGGUGGCUGAUUAUGAAACAGCUUUAGACAUUGCUGGAUACGGCCGCUUUAGUAGGAGCGUGCUGGGCGCGUGCGCAGUAUCGUUCUUUGCAUCAGGAGUCCAGAACUGCGUGAUGUCAUACGUCCUGCCUGCUGCCAGGUGUGAGCUCGAACUCACCACUUAUCAGGCUGGACUGAUCAAUAUGGCGUUUAUGAGCGGUGGUGUAGCCAGUGCAUUCUUCUGGGGUAUAGUGGGCGACGUGUUUGGCAGAAGGAACGUGCUCAGCAUGACUCUCCUACUGGACGCUACCAUCACACUGGCACAGAGCGCUGUGGCUGACUACCGGUUACUGCUGGCUGCUAGAACUAUCAACGGAUUUGUGAUAGGUGGCCCUGCAACCCUGGUGUUCUCCUACCUCUCAGACCUCGUGGGACCUAAGAAGAGACAGCUGUACCUGAGUGUGGUCGGCAUGAGUUUCAUAGUCGCAUGGCUGAUUUUACCAGCUAUCGCCUGGCUGGUAAUACCGUUCAAGAUGGCUGACUAUGAGACCUUACUCCCGAUCUACUCCUGGAGGUUAUUCCUAGCCCUCUCCAGUAUUCCAGGGUUUAUCUCAGGAGGGUGGGUUCUCGCCCUUCCGGAGAGCCCCAGGUUACUGUCAGAUACCAACAGGAGUGAGAAGGCAUUGAAGAUCAUGGCGUACAUUUAUAAGACUAACCAUGGGACCAGUGCUGAAUUUAAGAUAAAAAAACUCAUCCAGGAUGAGGUAUUUGUGGGAAAGACCCUCAGUAGUGAAGAGAGUAGGACCAAGGUUCUGUUCUUGAGCGUCAUCAAAGACCUGAAAACCUUCGUCUCCAAGAGUUAUGCGGUCAAGUCCAGCCUGAUACUUUUUAUGUUCUUCGCUAAUAUGGCUGCUGGUUUUGGCCUAAACAUGUGGAUUCCAGAGCUGCUCCUCCGCAUCCAAGGCAGAGAGUGCAAGCUGACUGCAUCUACCGCUAAACCAGAAAACGCAAGACUCUUUAAUGCCACAACCCACUGGAAGGAUCUGAAGUAUGAUUCAUAUGGCAAAGAGAUACCAGUUCCAGGGUUCAAUGACAGCAGCAACUUUGAUGACCAUUUUGGACAGGGAAUUCCUUGUGAUUCCACUAUCGAUUCGGAGGUAUUCACGUCAGGUCUGAUUGUUGGAGCUUGCUGUGUCCUCGGCAAUGCUGCAUGUGCCAUCCUCUGUGCUCGAGGGGGAGCUCUGGGAGUCCGUCGAGCAGCAAUAGCUUGCACAGCAGUCUGUGCCCUCGCUAGUGCCUGUUUAGCAGCCACUGCAUGUUCCUGCUCCAGUUUCAACAAAAUAGCCGUUGCAGCCGCUGCAGCGCUGAAUGCAGCAUCUCUCAAUGGAAAUGUGCUGUUGAUACGACUUCUGCUGCAUGCUUUACCGGCUAGAUUGAGUGGUCUAGGAGUGUGCUGGGGAGCCUGGUGGGGUAGAGCUGGUGGCGUGGCCUCUAACUUAGCGGUAGGGGUGUUACUGGACUUCUCCUGUCCUGCGCCCUUCAUUGCAGUGGGGGCUUUACUUGCGUUAUCCAUUGGUGCCAUAAUGGUGUUAAAACUUGGAGAAGAAAGAGAAGAAGAAAGUCAGAAGAAAGAAGAAGAACUUGACCACGGUCAGGAGAAGAAUACUGGACUAGACAGAUAUAUAUCCACGUAUAUGUAG
Messenger RNA from Spodoptera littoralis (African cotton leafworm), 1761 nucleotides. The record is from the annotation of a GenBank genome assembly. NCBI's taxonomy places the organism in Eukaryota, Metazoa, Arthropoda, Insecta, Lepidoptera, Noctuidae.